CUAGUCAAACUGCCCAUAAAAUACAACUCAAUUGCAAUUGAUAUGUGAACAAUUAUCAGUCCAAAGUAAUUAAAGCAGGCUAGAUGGAAACCAGGAGAAAUGUUCUGGGGUGGCUCCGCCUCAUAGCGGUGGCCGCCGCCGCCGUGUCCACGUGGUGGGGGCAGGCGAAUUCCGAACCGCAAAUAAAUCUCCUGAAUAAAGGAUGCAGCCAGUAUAAUGCUACAAACAUCCCGGACUUUUUCAACAACCUGAACGCCACCUUCUCCGACCUGAGAACCCAGCUCUCCGGCGGCGGCGGAGGAAGGCGGUUCGCCACCGCGCAGCAGGCGAGGUCUUCCGAUCCGGCUUACGCCAUGGCACAGUGCAGAAACUAUAUGUCCGACGUGGAUUGCUUGGCCUGCUACGACGCCGCCGUGUCUCAGAUCCGGAAUUGCUCCGCCGCCAAUGGAGCUCGGGUUAUCUACGACGGUUGCUUUCUCAGGUACGAGAGCAACAACUUUUUCGAUCAGACAACUCUUCCCGGAAACGUACAAAUAUGCGGCAAUCGAACCGCAUCCCAACCGUCCGCAUUCAACUCGGAUGCUCUGACACUUCUGAGGAAUCUCCAAACGGCGACCCCGAGAAUCAACGGCUAUUACGCAGCCGUCGUUUCAUCGAACGGUGCCAACUCAUCAUCGGUUUACGGUGUGGCGCAAUGCGCCGAAUCGAUCAGCCAGAGUGGCUGCAGCGAUUGCUUGACCGUGGCGUACGGUAACAUACAAGGGUGCUUGCCUAAUACCGAUGGAAGAGCUAUUGAUGCCGCCUGCUUUAUUCGAUACUCGGAUGCGCGGUUUUUUGCCGAUAAUCAGACUAUUGAUAUCACGCCCUUUCUAGGAGGAGGAGGAGGGAAUUCGAGCAAGACGAAAGCGAUUAUCGGGGGAGCGGUAGGCGGAGGUGGUGGCCUUGUUCUGAUUUUAGUUGCCUUCUUCUUAUGGUACAAGUUCUCAACAAAGGCAAAAGCAUCUACAAGAGGUAAUAUUUUGGGGGCAACUGAAUUGCAAGGCCCAAAUAUAUACAGCUACAAGGAUUUAAAAACAGCCACAAAUAAUUUUAUUGAAGAAAAUAAAUUAGGAGAAGGAGGUUUUGGUGAUGUUUACAAAGCAACCUUAAAAAACGGAAAUAUCGUCGCGGUGAAGAAAUUGGACAUAAGUUACAGCAGAGCAAAAGCCGAUUUCGAGAGCGAAGUUAGGCUUAUAAGUAAUGUACAUCACCGCAAUCUUGUCCGUUUAUUAGGUUGUUGUAGCAAAGGAUCUGAGUUGCUUCUCGUUUACGAGUACAUGGCAAAUGGAAGCCUCGACAGGUUUCUAUACGGUGAUAAACGAGGAUCGCUGACGUGGAAGCAGCGGUUUGAUAUAAUAUUCGGUAUAGCAAGGGGGCUUGCGUAUUUGCAUGAGCAGUACCAUGUUACUAUUAUACAUCGAGAUAUUAAACCCGGCAAUAUAUUAUUGGACGACGAUUUUCAAGCAAAGAUUGCGGAUUUUGGGUUGGCUAGGCUUCUACCGGAGAAUCAGAGCCAUGUUAGUACUAAAUUUGCCGGGACAUUGGGCUACACAGCACCAGAAUACGCGAUCCACGGGCAUCUGUCGGAGAAAGUCGACACCUACAGCUUCGGAGUUGUGAUCCUCGAAAUCAUCAGCGGCCGCAGAGGCAGCGACAUGAAUGCUGAUUCCGACACUGAAUAUCUACUUGAAGAGGCAUGGAAAUUGUACGAGAGCGGCAUGCAUGAGAAACUAGCCGACGAGAAGCUAGAGCCGAACGACUACACACACGAAGAUGUGAAGAAGAUGGUCGAAAUCGCUCUCGUUUGCACGCAGUCGCCGCCUUCGUCGAGGCCAACAAUGUCCGAAAUUCUCGUGAUGCUUUUAAGUGGUGGAAAGAUAGAGCAAAAGGGGCCAAUAAGAGGCUCUUUUAGCUAUGGAAUGAGGGUACUUGGUGACACCACUUCAACUUCAUUGGGAUCAUCAAAUUCUAACGCCACUGCCUCCAUUAGCCAGUUCACUGGCCGCUAGCUAGCUUCAUUUGUUCAUGUAUGAAAGAGUUGCAUAUAUUUUACUGUGAUAUAAUACAAUAAUAAAUCAUGUUUCUACAUUGUACUUGUGUCAAUUUAUUUAUAUAUAUGAAUUGUUUUUUG
Molecule: messenger RNA, 2170 nt
Organism: Erythranthe guttata (spotted monkey flower)
Lineage: Eukaryota; Viridiplantae; Streptophyta; Magnoliopsida; Lamiales; Phrymaceae
Product: cysteine-rich receptor-like protein kinase 2
Biological process (GO): protein phosphorylation
Molecular function (GO): protein kinase activity; ATP binding
Source: RefSeq, a predicted model, not a curated record